AUGGGCACCCGCCACCUCAUCGUCGUCGUGCUCAACGGCCGCUGGUACAUUGCCCAGUACGGCCAGUGGGACGGCUACCCGAGCGUCGUCGGCAUGCAGCUCGUCAAGCUGCUCGCCUCGCCGGAGCUCGUGGCGCAGGUCCGCGCAGGGCUCCCGCACACCUACGAGCCCGACGACGCCGCCCUCGAGAAGAUGUGGGAGGACAGCGCCGACGCGCGUACCAUCCUCAACCACAACCCGGACGUCGGUCCCGACGGCCGCUUGCGCUACUCGCAGUACAGCCUAUGGCGACGCGAUCCCGUCGCCCACUACGCGCCCGAGCUGCUCGACAUGCUGCCCUCGCUGUCGCGCGAGACGAGCGGCGCCAUCCUCGCCCUCGUCGCCCGCGGCGCCACCGCCGAGCGUCCCCUGCCCGUCAAGCUCGAGCCGACGUUUGCCAACGACGGCCUCUUUUGUGAGUGGGCGUACGUCGUAGACCUCGACGGUGAGGCCCUCGAGGUGUACGAGGGUGCAUCGGGCAAGACACCCGGCCACCGCUUCGCGCACGUCGGCGUGGAGAAUGCCUCAGUGCCCACGUUCAUCGCGUCGGUGCCGUUUGGGGAGCUGGACGGGUACAAGGACGACUGCGAUGGCUUCGUGGGGAUGAUUGAUGAGAAGAUUGAAGCCAUCAAUCGACGCAGGGCUGCUAGUCGCGAGGAGCUCGAUGACUCUGAAUAG
This is a messenger RNA of Akanthomyces muscarius, 717 nucleotides long. RefSeq lists its product as uncharacterized. The coding region runs from base 1 to 717 and encodes 238 amino acids. The transcript has a single exon. The record is from RefSeq and is a predicted model, not a curated record. Lineage: Eukaryota; Fungi; Ascomycota; Sordariomycetes; Hypocreales; Cordycipitaceae.